AAUAUAGUCAAAAAAGCCAAUUUUGAGCUGAAAUGCCAUUUUCCAAACGGAGCCCUAGUCUAGCCUAAACCAGCAUGUAGAAUUGUACGUACCAGAAAAAGCCUAUGCGCAGAUGGCCGCAAUCGUGAACUACGGCCCUCUAAUUGACCUCUCAAACGCAUCUGCGCACAUCGACGGCUACGUGCAACUCGUCGUCUUCGUUCACCGAUCAACCCCCAUUCAGUACAAGAUCUUGACAAAAAACGGAGAAAGAGAAGUGAUAAGGACGGACGUCCUGGUGGGUGAUGACACGCGCCCUUAUUUCCCGGUGUCCAUAUGGCACAAGCAAAUCAUCUCCCAAAUUGUGGCCGGAAGCGUCGUUUUGCUAAAGCAUGUUAACAUUACAAAAUUUGGAGACAGUGUGGAGGCCAAAACUAUUCAUUGUUCGUCCAUCUUAUGCCUAGUCGACUCAUACCAAUCACUACCUUCUGAAGAUAUUACUGAUGCAGUAGGGGGAUGCCAACUUAGUACAUCAGCAAAGAGUAAGCUUCAUAAAGUUAUCAAAUGGUUACAGAGAAGUGCAGAUGUGCAUGGAAAUGGUGGAAGAAGCUACUGUCAAGUAUGCUUUUAGUCACAAAGGGAGUAAAAAUAUUCUUUCUUGCUUAUGAUCACAUGCAUUGCUACAUAAAUCAUAGAGUGAAAUACACACUCUCAGAGGGGGCUGUGUGAAGUCUACAUAGUUGAAACCAUCUUCCCAUGCUCAAAACAAUCAUCGGGAAAAUAGCACUCCUACAUUGGAUAUGAUUCUGGGCAGAUAAUAAAUUCUGUAAAUGCAUAUUAUAUUCUAUAUUUGAUCUCUGUCAUUUCAUGUUCAUUGUUUAAUUUAAAGAGACGUGCUUGAUUCAUUGCAUUUAAAUUCUUCUCAAGAUUCAAGUCCCUCUCUUGUAAUAUGAAAAAUAUAUUAUUUGUAUGUUCUUCAAUCGCUUAAACAGAUUGAUUUCAUUUACUCCAUAUAACACUCUGCAGUGGAUACCGUUGCAAAUAAACUGGAAGCUACAUAAAGAGACAAAAUAUCAGGAUUGCUUCUCCCUUGAAGAAUUAUGUAGGCUUUCUUGUUCCUGCAAGGCAAGCUUUUACGCUUCUGUUGGUGAAAUAUUUCUGCCAAUAUCCUGUAGGAACCAGCAUGAACCUGAGUCUGAAACCAUGUUCAUUAGUAGGAGGCUUUACACACAUGCAGAUAAUAACUUGGUUGAUGAUUUUGUUGCUCUUGGCUGUCAUUUGUGUGGUAUUCCUUUGAAUCAAGAACAUGGAUCAACCUUGACUGUGGCCUCUCAGUUCUAUUGUCAGAAAAGCUCAAAUCACCUUCAUGUGUCACGCCACAUAUAUAGACCUUUCUUGGUAAGUUAUACCCAUAGUUUCUAACAUUUGUUUGCUAGGACCCUUGACCAUUUCAUGGCCAAUUUCACACAAGAAACAAAUUAUGAUUUUAAUUCAUAGAAGUGUACAAGAAUGAAUAGAAUUACCACUA
Cuscuta campestris is the source of this 1507-nucleotide messenger RNA. The record is from the annotation of a GenBank genome assembly. Lineage: Eukaryota; Viridiplantae; Streptophyta; Magnoliopsida; Solanales; Convolvulaceae.